UUUUUUUUGACACAACAUAACCUUAUUACCUUAAAAACAUUUGUAUUGUUAUUAAUAACUACUAUUAAAAAUAAUAAAAUACUUGUUGCAAAUAAAUAAACAAUUAUUAUUGUUGAUUAAAUAAUUUUGUAAUAGAUAAUUAUGUUUAUUAGAAGUUUAAAGUGUAUUGUUGAUCCAGUAUGUCUGAGACGUGGCAUGUCAGUGACAACAUCAAAUAUUAUAAGAAAUUUGUGUAGUAAAAUUGAUGGUGAUAAUGAAAAAAAUAUUAAUUUAGAAAAACAAGAUGAUAAAGAUGAUAAAAUUGGAAGUUUUGCUAAGGCUUUUGAAAAAUUUAAUCAACCUGAACCGAUAAAACAAACUGAAGCACCCCAAACAUUUGCAAAAUUAUUGAGAAAUUCAAAAUUAAUAAAUCUUGGUGAUCCAGAGGGUAAAGUUAUAACUGGAAAAAUAUUUCACAUUGUUGGUGAUGAUUUGUACAUUGAUUUCGACUGGAAAUUUCACUGUGUCUGUGCAAGACCUCUAAAAAAUUCUCAGGAUUAUGUAAGAGGAGCAACUGUUCGUCUUCGAAUAAAAGAUUUAGAAUUAUCAACAAAAUUUUUAGGUGCAUCAAAAGAUUUGACAAUAUUAGAAGCAGAUUGCACUCUUCUAGGAUUGAUUGACACACCAAGACGUCCUCGUCCAAAUGCAUAAUCAUUAUUAUUGUUAAAUAAUAUUAAUUGAAUAAAAAAAAUUUAUCAUAAAACAUCAAA
Molecule: messenger RNA, 749 nt
Organism: Aphidius gifuensis
Lineage: Eukaryota; Metazoa; Arthropoda; Insecta; Hymenoptera; Braconidae
Gene: mRpS28
Product: 28S ribosomal protein S28, mitochondrial
Exons: 3
Coding region: 142-690 (182 amino acids)
Cellular component (GO): mitochondrial small ribosomal subunit
Source: RefSeq, a predicted model, not a curated record